AAUUAAUAUUAAAAAAUAAUAAUAAUAAGAGACAAUUUAAAACCAGAAAGUUUUGCUGUAAAAUUCGAUAACAAUUGCAUUAAGAAUUUAAAAUAUUGUCGGUGAAAAUAUUCUCGAAUGGAUCCUUUUACGCAGCGUAUGCUUGAAAAGGCAGAACAGCGAAGUCGGACGCUGGGAAUUAGUAAUGCAGCUGUAAGUAAAUUUCCAGUAUGCGAUAAAGAGGCUUCAUCAAAUUUUAAUGCAAUAAGUGGCGCUUGUGCAACAACAAUGGCGAUGGCGUCACAGCAACAAAAACAACAAAAGCCAAUGCAAACAAUUGUAUCGGGUGACGGCAGUGGUGCAAACAUAACUAAAUUGCAUGUAAUAGAAAAGAAUAACAAGGAAAAAACUGUGGUUUCGACUUCACACGGUGCAAACUCUCCACAAAAAGUUCUAAGACAAUUUUCUGCUGUGGAUAAGGAAAAUAUGGAUUUGGGUAUAGAAAUUAAUAUAGUUACUGAUAAAAAUGUCGAGAUACAGGUUCAAGUAGAAGAACAAGAUUUUACAGACGACGAACAUAAAGUAGAGCAACAGGAAGCUUCAGAGCAAAAAUUCGAUCAACCAACAGCUAAUUUACGCGAUACUUCUAGAAAUCGCUUACAACGAUUAGGAGCUCUAUAUUCAAACACAGAUGACUUGUCCUCUCCAAUUCAUCGGACAGAGGGAAAAUUUCAUGCCGACGGUAAUGAGGACACUGUAGAUUCACAACUGCGUAAGCCACAGCAGCGUUUAGGUAAAUUAGCUGCUCUUGCCAAUACCAUCAAUCAAUGGGAAGAUGACACGUCACAUCAUGGCGUAACCACUAACUCGUCUGUAGUGCAACCUCCACCACCUAAACCAGAGCUUCCAAGUAGAAGCAGAUCAGGACUUGAGGGACAAGUGAGUGCUGUAGUUUCAAAGCCAUCAGUGCAAUGCAAAGUGGAAAAGAAAAACACAACUGAAAAAGAUAAAACUAAACAGUUAAAAUGGGAUCCUAAAGUAAUUAAUUCCUUAGAAGCUCAAGGAUUUCAAAGAAGGGAAUCAUCAAACGUUAAAGUUUCGUACGAAUUUGCUGAGGAGUCAAAAGAUUCUAUUCGAGAAACUCCUUGUACUAAUGAUAAACCCAAAUGUGAUGUAGUCGAAGAAAAUCGUGCAGUGGGUAAAUUAAAUGCAAAUAAAUUCGCCUCGAUUUCAACAAAUGCUGCUGCAGACAAUAUUACUCAAACUGAGAAGAAAAUUCCAAACGUCAAGACCGGUUUGGUUUCAGGACGUGCAGCUCUAUUUGAAUCUCAAGUACAAAGCCACCAGCAGCAGCAACAAAAGCCUCAAAAAGACCCGACAGAGCUUUCAUUGAAAGAACGCAUGAAAUUAUUUGAAAAAAAUAAAGGUGAGGCUCUAGUACCAAAGGCAGCUUUUGGUAUGGCACCAGCAAUAAGUAAAAUUAUCCAAGACACCAAUCACAAAAAGGAUGAACAAAGAAAAGCAAAGCCAAAUGUACCGUCAAAAUCGCAAGCGGUUUAUAAUUCCAAUGCUACUUCAUGUUCAGCGACCGUUGUAAAACCUUUUGCCGAUAGCAAAGUACGUGACAAAGUGACUGCAUUAGUCAAUGCUAGUACAGGAAGUACAAUCAAAGAUGACAUUAGAAAACAACGCGAAGAAGAUCUACAGUUGCUGGCCAAUCGCUUUAACAGACAAAAAGACUUGAUCAACCAACAGCAGAAGCAGUUGCCUACGAUUUCAAGCAAAAAUAUGCCAACUCCUCCACCCCCUCCUCCACCAAUGUCUGUAAAUACAUCAAAAAGAAGAUCUCCUGGCGAUGUAAUCGACGAAGACAAUAAACGUCCACGAAAGUCCCAUCAAGGAACUCAACAGCGCUUGUAUCCAGUCUUGCCGAGCUUUGAAUCGAAUGAGUCCAGUGAGUCUGACAAUGAAAAUAAUUGCUGUACCACAGCAUCAGUUUCAGCUUUAAGUACAUCAGAUGAAAUGAAGUCCGCAGCUCAACCUUUACGCGAUCACAAUCAACAUGAUCAAGGAUCGGACGAUGAAAACGAAGACAGUUAUAUGGAAUCAGAAGCCGAGGACAGCAGUGUUGGUUUAUGCAAUGGUAGUUUGGGACGUGAAAUAAUGCAAGUUGUUGAAAAGAAUGAUCAACAAGUGACCAACAAUGUAAAGGAAGUUCGUUACGCCGAAAAGGACCAUUAUUUUGGAGAUAAUACACAAGACACAUCUAUCAAUUCAUCUGAUGCUUCAAUGGGUGUAGAUGAUUAUUUGGAUGAGGCAUUGGAUGAUAAUGUAGAGGAGGGGGAUGAAGAAGACAGCAGCCAUUUGUCUAGAGAUAGUAAAGGAACUACCGCCUCGAACAGUUUUAGUUUUCGAAAGGUGUCUACCGAAACAGAUUACAAUAAAAUACAGGACACAGCAGCUACAUCUACAACAAACAAUGCAAUCUACAUGCAACCCGUCAAAUCAGAGUUGAGUGUGAAUAAAGAAAAUGACAAUGUAGUAACACUCGUACAUACUGUAAGUUUUUAUCGCAGACAACAAAGUGCAAAUAGCGCAAAUUCUACUCCCGUACGGAAAAUAUGUCGCGAACAACAAGUUUUACGUUCAGCAAUGGAAAAACUGGACGCCAAAGCAGCUGCAGGAACUUCACUGCAUUUUGAGCCAGACGUUGAAGAGACCGAUGAGGAUACUCAAUCCGAUUCGGAAUUAGAUGAUGCAAAUUUGGUUCAAGAUAAAAUCAAAAAGUUAUUGGAGGAAGUGUGUAAACAGCAACAGGUUAUUGCUCAAACCAGUCAAGCCUUGAAUUUAUGUGCGGCUACCAUCGAAUUUUCUGGAUCUACGGAGUCGGUGGAGGGAGAGAGACAUCUCCUAGUAGCGACUCAUCGCAGACAAGCCUGCCUGGAUGAAGUUCAGCGUCUACGCGUUGAAAAAACUCUUCGUCCUGUGGGGGCGCCCCGUGAAAAAGGCCGUUUGACAAUUAAAGAAAUUACUAUACCUUUGAGACAAGAUUAUAUACGCAAACUAUCGUUGGACACAAUAUCCGGUCACCAUUUGGUAUGUCUCAUCAAGUACAAUGAGCAUGUUUUAGCCACAAAAACCGUUCCAACUUUACCCGGUCUACUGGCUGUCAAGUUUCCUGAUGUUUUGCAAUUGAAUAAUGUGUAUGCAGACUUCAAAGUUACAUUGGAAAUUUAUGGUAUGACUGCGCAAAGAGAAGUGUUGCCGCAUGAAGUCAAGUAUCACAUAAAUUUCAAUAAAAAGUCUGGCAUAAAGACGCCCAAAAAGAAAGCGUCCGAUAAUCGCCUGGUUAUGCCCCCCGUGCAAAGUCCUGCUGGUCCUCAUGCUGUUCGUACACCAGCAUUGGUGCAAUAUGGUUUUGCUAUAUUCUCUCUACGGGAGAUUCAGCGAACUUCGUGGACUUUGACACAAGUUUUAGGCGUUAGUCCUCUGGAAGGUGUAGUCCAUAUGAAAGUGAACUGUGAACUUUCGGUGUCAGUGGAGUACAAAGGAUUUCUAACAAUGUUUGAAGACAUAUCCGGUUUCGGAGCUUGGCAUAGACGAUGGUGCCAUUUAAACGGCACCAUGCUCAACUACUGGAAAUAUCCUGAUGAUGAAAAGAAAAAGGCCCCCAUGGGCUCAAUUGAUUUGUAUACGUGUACCUCACAAAAAGUCACUAUUGCCCCCAGAGAUAUUUGUGCACGACUAAACACAAUGCUGCUCGAAUGCCAAAGGCCGGCUAAAGAUACAGAUCAGGAAUCCUUAAUCAUUGUACCGAAUGGUCGUACGACAACUGUGCGUUACUUGCUGUCAGCCGAUACAAAAGAAGAACGUGAAGAGUGGUGUGCAUAUUUCAAUAAAACCUUAACAUUGUUACGUGCAUGGGGUCCUCCGCAAUAAAAUAUAUUCACAGUUAUUUAUUUAUCAUUCCGAUUAUUGAUGUUGAAUCAUUUUUGACAUUUUCGGUAUCGUUUAAUAUUUAUGUAUGUAUGUAUGUUUCUUUGUAUUUUUCUGUAUUGAACAAUUAAUUCAUUCAAUGAUAUUUUAAAUAUCAUAAUCGAUAUAUAAUUCUUCUAACUUGUUUUACAUUAAGUUAACUUUACAAGUUUACAUUUUUAAUGCUGCGUUCGUCAACAUUCAUAAUAAAAGCAACAAAAUAAAAUUAUUAAAAAAAAAACAAA
This is a messenger RNA of Calliphora vicina (urban bluebottle blowfly), 4199 nucleotides long. RefSeq names its product scraps (gene scra). The coding region runs from base 118 to 3918 and encodes 1266 amino acids. Gene Ontology annotation, cellular component: actomyosin contractile ring. Gene Ontology annotation, biological process: septin ring organization; mitotic cytokinesis; actomyosin contractile ring assembly. The record is from RefSeq and is a predicted model, not a curated record. Lineage: Eukaryota; Metazoa; Arthropoda; Insecta; Diptera; Calliphoridae. The transcript is spliced from 10 exons.